AGGCAGCCAGGACAGAGAGGGGCAGAGCCAGUCAGCAUUGGUGCCCCAUCUCAGCUCCCUAUCAACUUGGGAAACAGUAGCCCCGAGGUUCAGGAAGAUGCUAAGUUAAAUGUCCAGCAUGGCCGAAAUCCACACUCCCUACUCUUCCUUGAAGAAACUGAUAUCUUUACUCAAUGGCUUCGUGGCUGUGUCUGGCAUCAUCCUCGUCGGCCUGGGCAUUGGUGGUAAAUGUGGAGGGACCUCCCUGACGAGUGUCCUUGGGGUGUCCACCGCAUACCUGCUUCACGUGGGCUUUCUGUGCCUGGUGAUGGGAUGCGCCACGAUACUGCUCGGCUGUGCCGGGUGGUAUGGAGCGACUAAAGAGAGCAGAGGCAUGCUUUUGUUUUGCAUCCUGUCAAUGAUCAUUGUUCUCAUCGUGGAAGUCACAGCUGCCACCGUGGUCCUUCUUUUCUUUCCAAUAGUUCGAGAUGUGGCCUUGGAGCACAGCUUCGUGACCCUGAGGAAGAACUACAGAGGUUACAAUGAGCCAGACGACUACUCUACACAGUGGAAUUUGGUCAUGGAGAAGCUAAAGUGCUGUGGGGUAAAGAACUACACAGAUUUUUCUGGCUCUUCCUUCGAAAUGACAACAGGCCACACUUACCCCAGGGGUUGCUGUAAAUCCAUCGGAACCGUGGCCUGUGAUGGACGCAACGUGUCCACAUACGUCAUACACCAGAAGGGCUGUUUCCAGAAACUCCUGAAAAUCACCAAGACUCAGAGCUUCACCCUGAGUGGGGGCUCUCUGGGAGCUGCAGUGAUACAGUUGCCAGGAAUUCUUGCCACUUUGCUGCUGUUUAUCAAGCUGGGCUGACACCCAGGGCUGGAGAAGACGGGACACCUGGGCCCACCUGGCUGCUGGAGAUUCAGUCUCAGUUUCAUUUCUCUGUGGUACCCACUGCUUCUGGGGGAGAUUGUUAAUAAAAGACCCAGGAAACCCCUGUC
This is a messenger RNA of Cebus imitator (Panamanian white-faced capuchin), 984 nucleotides long. It is a transcript of the gene TSPAN16, whose product is annotated as tetraspanin 16. The record is from RefSeq and is a predicted model, not a curated record. Bases 110 to 853 code for a protein of 247 amino acids. Gene Ontology annotation, cellular component: membrane. The transcript has 7 exons. NCBI's taxonomy places the organism in Eukaryota, Metazoa, Chordata, Mammalia, Primates, Cebidae.